Messenger RNA from Microthlaspi erraticum, 1251 nucleotides. The record is from the annotation of a GenBank genome assembly. Lineage: Eukaryota; Viridiplantae; Streptophyta; Magnoliopsida; Brassicales; Brassicaceae.
AUGAAGAAAGUCAACUUUGUGUCUGCUGAGGAGAUGGAACCAGUCCAAGAAGGGGAGGAUACACAAUUUGCUGAGGUGUGCUACAUGAGCAAUGGGCAAGGAGGUUACAACAAAGGAUACUAUAACUACAAGUCCAACCCUGCCAUGUCAUACCGCAACACUGAUGUUGCUAACCCUCAGGACCAAGUAUAUCCUCAACAACAAGCAGCUCGAUCGAGUCAGCCACAACAUGGGUAUGGUCAAAAGAACAAUUACCAAGGACCACAAGGCACUUUCCCUGGACAACAAAUGAAUAUCCCACCAGGCUUCCCCCACCAACCGCCCCAGCCUGCACCUUCACAAGAGAAUGAGCUCAAGGCAAUGCUAAAGCAACUACUUCAAGGGCAAGCUGAUGGGGUAGUGGACACAAGCAAGAAGCUAGCUGAAAUAAACUCUAAGAUCGAGAACCUCAACACAAGGGUUUACUCUCUGGAGAAUCAUGCUUCUUCUGUUGCUGCUGCUACAAAGCAAGGACAACUACCUGGUAAAGCUAUUCAGAACCCCAAGGAACAGUGCAAGGUCAUCUUCACUCAAGAAGGACUUGUUGAAGAAGAGGAUCAAGAAAGGGUCAUUGAAGAUUUUUGUUUACUGCUGAAUGAUGAAGAGAUUGUUGCUGCUGAGGCUCCUGGAGUCCAGAUUGAUCAACCAGAAGUGCAGGCACCACUGUUGGCCAUUCACACUUCACCAGUUGAGCUCGCACGACAAGCUCGAUCGGCAGCUCGAUCGAGUCCAACUCUAGCUCGAUGUCCGACCUCUUCUGUCCGACAACCUGUUUUGCUUGAUCCCUACACACCAGUUGCCGCUUCCUCAUCUCGCCUACUUACUCAAGGUCACAAGGAAGUGAUUCACAAGUUCAGAAGAGAUCUCAGUGGGAUUGGAAUUGAGUUGCCUUCCAUGGAUAGCAUGAGUGAGGCAUUUGAUCAAAUGCAAAUGGUCAAGGAUGUUCUAGCCAACAGUGAUAAAGUUUCAGAGGUCCUACAAGAGUCUACUCAUCAGUUCAACCUGCUUACUUCACCCACCUUCCUACCAAAGGUCAAAGAUCAAGGGAAAUUCACUCUCCCUUGCACACUUGGGCAUCUUGAGCUUGACAAUGCCUUAGUGGAUUCUGGAGCAAGCAUCAAUCUGAUCUCUCUCCAUGGCAGAGAAGCUAGGCAUUGCUGGAGCCUUGCAGCGCCCUACUACUUCAAUCAUGUUUGGAGAUGCAACUUCUAA